GUCGCUGUAAUUUAGUUGAGUGCGGAGCAAAUCAUUUGAGUCCUUGGAACUUACAUUUGACGCAAUGAGCUGGUGUUGAAUUACACGAGUCGUGAUUCAAGCGGUCACUCGAUGGGACAGAACAGUGAUUAACAUCAAUAUCAUCCUGACUUUUCUGGUUCGAGUGACUUCAAAAAGAGCGAAAUCGGGGUCACUCCAUUCAUCGUGCGUCGAGGAUCGAAAAAUUCAUUAUUGUCAUUCGGCGCUAUGUUGCGUUUUGCUGUUGUCCUUUCCCUCAUCUGUGGAGUUUUUGCCAUUGAUUGCGAGGAGCACGAUCGCAAUGAGACCGAGGAAAUACAGCUGGGAAUCGUCAUCUCGCCCAUCAUGACGGCCCAGAUGAUUCGGGAAAUCGGAAUUUAUUGGAAGAAUUCAAAAUUGAGAAAUGGAGAUACUAUUGGACUUUACGAGGAUCAUCCCGGCGCUGCUACUCUGCUGGUUUUUGAAUUUCGACCGGAUGUCACUCAUGGCUUCAAGAAGACUGGUAUCAGUGCCGAUUUCAUUCCAACUGCCAAUUUAACGUUCGAGGAAACUUGUUUAAAGUAUCACGUGAAUUUCGUUCGAAAUAAUACAAUAAUAAAAUCAAAUUGUUUAUCGACGCAUCCAACGUGGAUGGCCCAGCGUAAAUCAUCUCUGGAGAAAUUGAGGAUGAGAGAAAUUUUUCUGCCAGGAACUCAUGAUUCCGCUGCUUACGCUAAACAUGAGGGCUCUCAGUUUUCAUUGAUUGUUGAUAAAUAUACAAUUACCCAGGAUGAGGAUGUGCUAGCGCAGUUGAUCUAUGGUGCAAGGUAUUUGGAUAUUCGAGUCGGUCGAUACCCGAAUCAUCAGCAUGAGUUUUGGGGAAAUCAUGGGCCUUUCAGGAUCGUCCCUCUGAAAUUCGUCAUCGAUGCGGUCAAGACUUUUCUAGAUAACACGGAUGAAAUCGUUAUUUUCGAUGUGCAGGAGUUUCCGACAGGAUUUAAAAGUAUGGCAGCGCACAAUCAACUAGUUGACUACCUCGAAAAGCAGUUCGCAGACUAUUUUAUGAGACGACCGACGGGGCUCUGGAAAACGAGUUUAGGGGAGAUCUGGGCAUCACGGAAAAGACUAAUAAUCGGAUACGACUACAACAGCAUUGUCACCAAGAGAACGAGUGUCUGGCCUCAAGUUGCCCAGCAGUGGGGUAAUGUACAAACGAUUGAUGCUCUCUACAGGCACUUGAACAAGAUUGAGAGACUGGCAUCCGAGGACACACUCACAUCGAACCCUCAAUCACAACCAAGAGCUGCAAUGGCCCAGUUAACACCGACAACCGUCGACGUAAUCUUCAACCGUCUCGGCGGUCUUCGUAAAAUGGCUGAGAACGUUGAUAUUAAUGUAACAGAGUGGUACAAUGAAGAAUGGCAGCACACUGCCAAUGUCGUUGCUGUUGAUUUCAUCAAGGCCACGGGAAUUGUUGAAACCGCCAUCGAAUGGAAUGACAAACGCGCCGCUGGAUGCUAAAACCAUUAGACUGAUGAUCUCACCUUCAGUCCAUCCAACUCAUCUCACGUACAAAUUUCCUCGAAUUUUUUUUUAUAUUUAUCCGAAAACAAGCCCGGUGAUAAGUUAAUUAUCUCGUUCUAGCCGAAAAAUACAAUUCAACCAACUUAUCACACAUACCUUAUCAUGUAUGCAGGAGUGUCGUAGGUGUAAGGGCUAUUCUGGAAUUGCCUUGCGUUAUACUCCUACACUUCGCAACGUAAUUCCAAUUUUUUUUUUCAUUUGAGUUGCGUUACCACAUUGGUAUGGGAUCACUGAUAAGAGGUACCGAUUUUCCACGAUAUUAAAGUGAUACAUCGAUCCUCUUGCAUCGCGAUCAUACCAUCCGGCCGGAUGCUAAUAUAAUGGGGAAUAAUGUUCCCAAGGUGACUGUUUGUUUUCACGAUUAUUAUCGAGUGCAGAAUGUCGUUAGCUGGGUUACUGCGAUGUUCAAUAAACGAGAUGAUUCAGUCUACCUGCAGAUGCCCAACAAUUCUAGCUUUAUUUGUUAAUUAUUUAUUUAAUGAAAUCAUUACGAUAUUUUGAGAGGAUGAUUUGGGUUUUAUUGGGAUGUGUUACAGCAGUGACGAGUGAUUAUGUUAAUUUUUACGUCAAUGACAACAGAGCUGGCAAUAUUCUGGCGUGUCCCCAGGAUAAACUGUGCACACCCAUCGAUUAUUGUCGUGAUAUUUUGUCAUUGGUGAACGAAGGGACUUUGCCAGUUCACAGGUGAUUUUUUUUGUUCUCUUGAUAAGGAAAAUCUUGUAAUUAUGAAGAAUAAAUUUGAUCAUGACAUGAGA
Molecule: messenger RNA, 2336 nt
Organism: Diachasmimorpha longicaudata
Lineage: Eukaryota; Metazoa; Arthropoda; Insecta; Hymenoptera; Braconidae
Product: PI-PLC X domain-containing protein 1-like
Exons: 7
Coding region: 247-1518 (423 amino acids)
Biological process (GO): lipid metabolic process
Molecular function (GO): phosphoric diester hydrolase activity
Source: RefSeq, a predicted model, not a curated record